Molecule: messenger RNA, 1738 nt
Organism: Perca flavescens (yellow perch)
Lineage: Eukaryota; Metazoa; Chordata; Actinopteri; Perciformes; Percidae
Gene: tatdn3
Product: TatD DNase domain containing 3
Exons: 10
Coding region: 123-938 (271 amino acids)
Molecular function (GO): hydrolase activity, acting on ester bonds
Source: RefSeq, a predicted model, not a curated record
UUCCAGCGUCGCAGAAGAGUUCCGCCCCGCUGUAAGCUAUGUUUUUGAAAGACAAAAUGGGCAAAUGUCGCAGUUUUUCAGUAUAGUUUGCGCACUUAGCUCUCAUUAUUUUAACGUUUUCAAUGGAGUAUGGCUUCGUUGACUGUCACUGUCAUAUAUCGGCCCGUGAGUUUGAAGAGGAUCUAGAGGAUGUGAUCCAAAGGACCAGGGAGGCUGGGGUAAAGACUUUAGUUGCAGUUACAGAAGAAGCCAGAGAGUUUGACAGAGUUCUCCAGCUGCAGGAACGUUAUCCGGAUCUGGUGGCUCCAUGUUUCGGCAUCCAUCCGCUGCAGGGAGGCGAGGGCCCCGCACAGCGCAGCGUGAAGCCUCAGGAGCUGGAUGCUGCCCUUCCACAGUUCUUCAAACACAGGGAACGCCUCGUCACUAUCGGAGAGAUUGGUUUAGACUUCACGCCAUGGUGUGCUCCCACUCAGCAGGACCGAGACGGCCAGAUGGAUGUCUUCGUUAAGCAGCUAAACAUCGCCAAGGAGCUUGACCUGCCUGUGAACGUCCACUCCCGAUCAGCUGCGAAGGUCGUCAUAGCGACCAUGAGAGAACAAGGUGUCAGUCGGGCUCUGCUUCAUAACUUUGCGGGGAAGCUGGCGGUAGCUCUGGAGGGCGUGAAGGCCGGAUUCCUCUUCUCCUUCCCCCCCGCUGUCUGCAGGAACCAACAGAGAGACAAACUGAUCAAGCAGAUCCCGCUGGAACACAUCUGUCUCGAAACUGACUCUCCUGCACUGGGGCUCGACAAGCAUGUGAGGAACGAGCCUUGUAACAUCGUUCUGUCCUGCCGGUACAUCGCUGACGUCAAAGGUCUGUCGUCACAAACUGUUCAGCUCGUCACCGCACAAAAUGCACGCCGACUUUUUCCCAAAAUUGACACACGUGUUUCUGCCUGAGGGUGGCGCCAGAGGCAACUCAAAGAAAGGAGUUAUCGGCUUAACAUUUCAUCACUAUAGGCCGGGCUGCGUGAGGGCGCUUUCACACCUGCAGGUCUCGGUACGCUUUCAAUCAAACUCUGGAGUGGUUAGUUUGUGGUGAGAAUGUGAUCCGACCUUGCACCGCACCAACUAUAUUUAUAUUCCCCCAGUCUGAGCUAAUGUCUGCUGUAGUCAGGUGGGCUUCGCAAUAUGCGAUGCAGCAGAAACCAGCCGCCGCUAAAGUCGGAGACAGACACCGGCAGAGCAGAGCGAGGUGUAGGCGACCAGAGCAGAUGUAGCAACAUCGCUUGCGAAACAAUGUCUGAUUUAAUUUCAAUGAAAUGAGCUGGUUUGACCAUGGAGAUGCAGGAAAUAUGCACGAGUACGGAACACAGGACCUUCUUCCUGUAUUAACUUUCUUGCUCCCGCCCCCAGACACAUCUGACCAAUAAGAGGAGGGAACGUUUUUUUAGUGUGAUUUAAAAAUGACACAUUUUGGUACCGUAGGAAUAUUUUAUAAAGAGUAUGAUGUCAUGUUGGUAUGUGCUAGUUGCAAAAGAGCUGUGUGCAGUCAAAUUGAGGAAGUGGUUAAAAGUAUUCCGGAUGACCUCUUGGUGCACAGAAGGUUAAGCUUAAGUCAUGAAAAUAGUGUAGGCCUUAUGGCAUAAAAGUGCAUUUUUUUAAAGGUUACGAGAACAAGAAGAGGAAGUUACAGUUACACCACAAAGAGGCCCCAACCCUGACGUGUGUGAUGUAUGAAGAUAGCAGUUUCUGCCUAG